Macadamia integrifolia is the source of this 1417-nucleotide messenger RNA. RefSeq lists its product as uncharacterized. The transcript has 3 exons. The record is from RefSeq and is a predicted model, not a curated record. Lineage: Eukaryota; Viridiplantae; Streptophyta; Magnoliopsida; Proteales; Proteaceae. The coding region runs from base 424 to 1122 and encodes 232 amino acids.
AGACGACAAAGGAUGUGCAGACUCUUGGCAGAAGCACCACCAAUUAGUAUUAAAGGUAAUAAGCAUGCGGGAUACCUGAAGGAGAAGCACCUUGGUUGCAUGCAUUGGUUUAGCUUUUAAAAUCCAAGCGAAAUUCGAGACAUGUAUGAUGAGCUACGCCUCGUAGAUUGUGCCCAGUUGAUGAUAGCAUACAUAAAUGCAGCUUCGAAGGAAUGGAAGUGGGAUCGCCAAAAGAAGCUGAAACAGAAUCAAAGAAAACUCCUCCUUUGGGAAGUAGCAAACAAAAAGCCACCCCUCCCUUCUCCUUUUUGGGAAUUUUGAGCAGAAGGACCCUAUUCAUGCAUGGAAUAGUUAAAUAGUUCUUUACUUCUCCCUCGCUUUGUUCAUGUAUGCUUCUCUUUCGAGUUUCAGUUUCUGAAGCUAAUGGGUUCCUCAUCAGUGGAUUGCAGAGAUGAAAAUGUCGAAAGUUGGAUCUUAUCGAAGAGCCAAGAUUAUUUCUAUUGUGGCGCCAAGCCAGGUGAGAACAUUAUGCCAUUGGAGCUUGCAAUCAAAAGAGAGCUAGCUUAUCGGAAAAGAAUAAUGAUGCUACAAUCACAGACUCCCGUUGGUUCUACAGUUGCCUCUAUGCCUUCCAAGAUUCCCAUUGGUUCUACAGUUGCCUCUAUGUCUUCCCAGAUUCCUGUUGGUUCUGCAGUUGCCUCUAUGUCUUCUCAGAUUCCCAUGGGUUCUAUAGAUGACUCUAUGUCUUCCAAGGGGACACUCCCAAGUCGAAGUUUAGUAGGAAUAAAGAGAAAAGAACCAUCCUGCAACUUCCAAUGCUUGCCACAACUCUCUUCUAGUUGCCAACAGAUUCAAAACCGGUCAGUAGGUCUGAACAAGAAGUUAGAAUUGAAUCUCAAGCGUAGAACCAGGGUUACUGGAUACAAGAGCAUGCUUAAAGGGUUGGAGGAAAAUCAGGGGUACAUUGGACGUAAAGAAGGCCAGCUAUGGUGCAAUGCAUGUAAUGUUCCAUGCUCGGGUGAGUGCCCUUUGGCGCAACAUUUUAUGGGCAAGAAGCAUGCUGCCUGCGUUUCGGAAAUCAAGAAUGUAAAGAGAGAAGGAACUGAAGCCACCCAGGUCUGAAGGAACUGAAAUGUGUAAAUCCUAGAUCGGUAAAUGCCUAUAUACCACUUAAAGUUCAGCCAACUUUUUUGUUCCCAGGACUCAUCUUGUGACAUGGAUUACCAUCGUGCCAGAUUCCAAUGUGAUCAUAGUUUUCGCUGGUGGUGAGCAGAGUGAGGAUGGUGUUUAUCACUCUUGCUAUGUGCAGCCGCUCUUCGGCAAUGAUUCAUUGGACUGACUUCUUUUUACCUACUAAAUGGAAAACUCUGAUGAAAGAUACUUUCAUAUAGUUCAGGCUUCAAGCACCAUUGAGUAA